Colletotrichum truncatum is the source of this 225-nucleotide messenger RNA. The record is from RefSeq and is a predicted model, not a curated record. NCBI's taxonomy places the organism in Eukaryota, Fungi, Ascomycota, Sordariomycetes, Glomerellales, Glomerellaceae.
AUGCAUACCGGCUGCACUAUAAUCUUAGCAAUCGUCGGUAGCACUGUACCAGUCCUUGGGUGGGAUUCCGGGGUUUGUAGCUACUAUAGCAACACCUGCCUCUUUAAUUCUGGGGCUAUCCAGAAGUGUGUUGUUGACAAGUGCCCAUACGAUGGAGCUCCUUGCACUAAAUUGCCAAACUCUGUGGGAACUGCUACAGUUAUCUGCAACUGUAAGACUUGUUAA